GUGUGUGGACCAUACAGGUAGGCCUACCUUAUUUACAACAAAUCUGUCUUGGUCUUGGCACAAAGGGUCAAGUAAGGAAUCAGGAACCUGGGGGUCAAGGGGCUUCUAACGACCGUCCACACAAACAACCCUAAACAUAACUGAUGACAUCAUUUAGCACGAACUUCAAUUCCUGGAUGGCAGUGGCGCGCUAAUCCCACUUCCAUGCCGGAUUUCUAAAACAAGGGGGCAGGCUGGCAAAUAGACAACAACACCGGAUUGAGGAAAUUGACAAGGGCAUACCAUGUGCAAAACAAACUUGUUUAAAGCUGACAACCAUGCGACACGACGUGUUAUAUCCGAACAUUCAAGUGACCGCCUCGCCUGUCCUUGCGUAUUGCUCUCUUGGCAAUUUUGGCUACACCAUCACCAUUCUGAGAAAUUACAAUCGCACUGCUGCCUGUCACUUUUUGAGUAGAACCAGUCAUGCACAUAUUCCUCAUUGCUGCCUUUCUUCUCGCGGUGCAGCUGCGAGAAGCUGAAUCAUGGGGAGCAUCAGCUAAAUAUGCGGUGAACUGUCCGGAGCGCUGCAACGUCGACCUGUGCGGCUCCACACAGAGAUGUAGACGGACGGUCCAGGAUGACUGCGGCUGCUGUCAAGUCUGCACAGCGGGGAGAGGAGAGCAUUGUUACCGCACGGUGUCAGGGAUGCACGGGGUGAAGUGCGGACCUGGGCUCUUCUGCGACUUUUACAAGGACGAGGAUGACUACGGGGAUGAAUAUGGCAUUUGCAAAGACUGCAUGUAUGGCACCUAUGGGGUGGAGUGCAGACAGACCUGCAACUGUAAGGCUGGGGGUCUCUGUGACAGGGAGACUGGAGCAUGCCUCACCUUCAAGUUCUUCGCCAAGAUGACCAACAAGAUGCGGGGCCAUGGGGCCACUGGAAAUGAGAUGGGUUCUGGAGACAGUGGCGACCACCCCAAAGACAGAUCCACAUCCCCUAAAUGGAAUCCUCGCUGACAGCCUCUUUCACAGAUUUUUUUUUUAUAGUGACAUUGUAGCAUAUGAGUAACUUAAAUGGUCAAUAAAUAUAAAUUAUAUAUUUUAUUAUGUCUUAAAUGAAUAGAUCAGAGGUGUGAUCAUUCAGAGUUUUAUAUAAUAUUUUCCAGAGCAGUGCUGAAAAAGUGAUUUUGUAACAGAGUGGCAAAUAUAUUCCUUCUCUCUGUCCUCAUUCCCCCCUUGAGUGAGAGCAUUAUGGGUGUUAUAUCAUGUUGUUAUACGUGCACUCUGCACACAUGCGCAGUCGGCCAUACACAGAUGCAUAUGAUUAGCAAACCCAUAAUAUAUUAUUCUGAAUGCAACAGUAUAACCAUUCAACAAAAGAUAAUUGUUUGUGGGACAACAUUUGAAAAAGAUGUUAAGAGUUUGUAAAGUCCUGUAUUGUUUGGCAACUGCUCUUUUGGCCACUGAGAAUAUCAUGGACAUACCGCACAUGUAGCUCCAUGUUGCCCUGUAAAGCAUCUUAUCUAAUCAUAAUGGAAGUCAGAAUAUUAAUCUUUAAAUCCAGAGUUAUGUGACCUCAAAGACUCUGAUGUUAAAGUAUACAAGUCUGACCAGUGACCAGAAAUGCAUAUUUAUGUCUUUAUGUGCUAGACACUGUCUGUGGCUGUUAAAUUAUGGUUUUCAUUGGGAUAUUUUUAAAAAGUGACUUACAAACAUGCAAGUCUAUUAACAUGACAUAUGAUUUGAAAAUCUGAGCUGAAAAAAUAUGGAGCUGUGUACUUGGGUGUUGUAUAUAUUCCAGUAUUCCUGAAUGCAAUAAAGGUCUG
Engraulis encrasicolus (European anchovy) is the source of this 1808-nucleotide messenger RNA. It is a transcript of the gene esm1, whose product is annotated as endothelial cell-specific molecule 1. The coding region runs from base 466 to 999 and encodes 177 amino acids. NCBI's taxonomy places the organism in Eukaryota, Metazoa, Chordata, Actinopteri, Clupeiformes, Engraulidae. The transcript has 3 exons. The record is from RefSeq and is a predicted model, not a curated record. Gene Ontology annotation, cellular component: extracellular region.